Haemonchus placei is the source of this 543-nucleotide messenger RNA. NCBI's taxonomy places the organism in Eukaryota, Metazoa, Nematoda, Chromadorea, Rhabditida, Trichostrongylidae. The record is from the annotation of a GenBank genome assembly.
AUGCAGGAUGAAGCAUGGCAAGAACGGUUCAAAGCAGUAAUCAGUAAGCCUUCGAAUAAGGUUGGUUUCGGGGAAACUAAGAGACUGUUUGCUGAAAUACGCGGAUGGAGCAAUUUUGGUGCGGUGUUCUUCGUUUCAUCAUUGACUGGAGAAGGAAUAGACCCUUUACGACGUCACUUAAAAGAAAUGGCAUCUGAGAAACGAUGGCGACUGGACAAAUCGACCAUAACCACAAAGAGUCCACAACAACUAUGCUUGGACUCUAUUCGUGCUGCUCUUCUCGACACUUUGCCUGCUAAUGUAGCAUACGUACUACAACCACAAAUCAGUGAAUGGAACGAAGAUGGAGAGGUUCUCCAAAUUGUUGUGGACAUUCCUUGCGAAAAGGAACGGAUAGGAAAGCUCGUACUUGGGAAGGGUGGACAAAGAAUAGUAGACAUUGGAAAACGUGUCAACGACCACAUGAGUAAUUUGUUUGCAAGACAACUGUUUGUUCGUAUCCUUGUUAAGCACAACAAAAAAGUCAUGAGUAUUCUUUCUUAA